ACGCAUUUUCCCGCCAAAAUCGUAAAAACAUGUUUUCCCGCCAAAACCGCAAAAACGCAUUUUCCCGCCAAAACUGGGAAAAUUCACUUUCCCGCAAAAAUGUUAUUUUCCGCCUAAACCACAAAAAACAUUUUAUCAUUUUGAUCAACUUGGUCAUAACUUAAAAAUAAUUUAUUAUAAAGAUAUUGGGUUCAUGGGUCAACCAUUAACCCAUCUAACCUUUUUAAUUUAAUGGGUCAUGGGUCAACCCAACCUAUUUAAUAAAUGGGUUGGGUUGACCCAUGACUCAUUAACAGUAAACCCAUUUGGAUUUUGGGUUGGGUUGACCCAUUUGACCCAUUUUGACACCCCUAUAUAUAUGUAUAACUAUCGCACGUCAUUGUAAAACAUUUAUGAGUACAAAUCAAAGUUAAACAUUAUGCAUAUUUACAAUAGUUUAUUAAUAGUUUACAUGCAUCAAAAUAUAUAUAUAUAAUGUCUUAAAAUUAAAAAUUAUGUUUUAUAAAGUACAUAAAUAUAUAUAUAUAUAUAUAUAUUAAACAAUAUUUAUAGAUAUAUAAAUAUACACAAAUUUAUUGGUUGUCUAAGAUCACUCAUAUUACAUGAGUGCAAAAUCAAAUUUGUGACUCUUUAUCUAGAAUUACGAGGUCUUUGUAUAGAAAGCUUUGCUUUAUUGAUUGUUUUAUUCUGGUCUGAUUACCUAAAUCACUUCAAGUUUGAGUAAUAGAAUAGCCGUUUGUUGUAAAAAAAAAAAUAUACACAAAUAAAUUGCUAAGAAAUAAUUAUUUUAAAGUCUACAAUUUUAACAUAAAUAUUUAAAAAAAUAUUAUAAAUACUUUUUAUAUAAGUCAAUUAUAUUUUAGUUUAAAAAGUAUAAUAAAAACUAAAAUAAAUUAUUAAUACAGAUUCAUACCGUAUCGUACCCUAACAAACAUAUUUUAAAUUUAUUUCCCUUCUUUUUCCUGAUACGUCUAACUAACGUAUCUUCUUCUCCAAUUAAAUAGUAUUAUCAAACAACAUUUUCUUUAAUUAUUUUGCUCAAUCCUCAAGACCACAAUAAUUUUCAACUUUACAACAAAGCUCUGACCUUGUUCUUCCAAAGUGUAAUCGAAUGCCAUAUCACAAAAUCCCAGGAGAUCAGAUCUUGCUGUUUCAGAAUCAUCAAAAGACAAUCUCUUAAAGCAAUAUUCUAUCAAUUAGGACCACCAAAGCUAUUAGAUGGACGAUUGUCGGGAGAAGAGAAGACGGUGUACGAAACUGAGAGUAAGUACUGAUAAUAACGACAUGGAGAAGAUGAUGCAUAGAGAAAUCGAGAGACAAAGAAGACAAGAAAUGGCUUCUCUUUAUGCUUCUCUUCGUUCCCUUCUCCCUCUUCACUUCAUUCAGGGUAAGCGUUCCACAUCUGAUCAAGUGAAUGAGGCUGCGAACUACAUAACGUAUCUGCAUAAGAAGAUCAAGGAACUGAGUUCAAAGAGAGAUGAGCUCAUGUUACUCUCUAGAGGAAGCUUCUCUGAUGAUUCUAAGGAUGAGAUGAAGAUGAUGAAUCAUGUGGUGGUUCGUCACUGUUUGGCGGGUCUGGAAAUAGUGUUUAGCAGCCGCUGCUAUGGUGGCCAACCACGGCUUUCUAGUGUUCUUCAAGUACUUAGUGAAAAUGGUCUCUGCCUUCUUAACGCCAUCUACUCUAUUGUUGAUGACAGGGUUAUUUACACCAUACAAGCUGAGGUCAACGAUAUGACUUUGAUAGACUUCAGAAAACUUGAAGAGAGCUUAAUCAGAAUGAAGUAAUAAAAUGGUUGUUGAGUAUGUUUUUAAUUUGGUGAUGUUUGUUUGUCCAUGUGUCAUCUUCAUUGAGAUGUCAUUUAUAAGAUCUGUCCAAAUGAUUCCAUCUAAAUGUUAUUCGGCACUUUUCGUUUGUUUAUUUAUAUUUUUAUCUAGAUGAAUUUGGUAAACAAAUGACUUAUAUAUCUUUUUUUUAUUUAAUCAUAUUUUAGCAUUGUUUACCUAUAUUAAUUUUAUUAAUUAUCUAAAAUAUAAUUAUUUUAAAAAUGGUUUUGGCAGGAGAUAUAAUUUUUUUUUCUAACGGAAAAUUAUUUUUUGUAAUUUUAAUGAGAAACUAUUUUGUGGUUUUGGUGGAAAAUGUACUUUUUGCGCUUUGGCGAGAAAGUGUGUUUUUCCAGUUUUUGCAGAUAAAGGAUUUUUGUUUUUUCAGUGAGAAAUUUUUUUUGCGUUGUUAUAGCGGGAAAAUACAUUUCUGCGGUUAUGGGGGAAAAUGGGUUCUUUGGUUUUGGCGGGAAGUGCUUUUUCGUGGUUUUGACGGGAAAAUGUUUAUGUGGUUUUGGCGAGAAAUGCGUUUUUGCGGUUUUGGUGCAAAAUACAUUUUUGCGAUUUUGAAGAGAAAUUUUUUUUUUUUUUGUUUUAGCGAGAAAACACGUUUUUGCUUUCUUGGCGACAAAAAAUACAUUUUUUGGGUUUUGGCGGGAAACUUUAUUUUGCGAUUUUGACGGGAAUGUGCAUUUUCGUGCGGGAAGUUCGCUUUUGGGAUUUUGCGAAAAAAUGCGUUUUUGCGGUUUUAGUGAAAAAUGCAUUUUUGUGGUUUUGGUGGAGAAAUGUAUUUUUACGUUUUGGUGGAAAAUAUGUAUUUGUGGUUUUGACCUAAAAAUGUAUUUUUUUUUGUUUUGGCGAAAAUGUGUUUUUGCAAUUUUGGGAAAACAUAUAAUUUUUAAAGUUUCUUUUUUUUUUUGAAACUGGCUUCAAUUUUUAAAGUUUCUUGAGAAUCUAUAUCAUAAUCAUUUGUUUGGCUAAACUUGAAUAUAAAUAUUUAUUAGAAUAAGGCUAAAUUUGUCAUUUGUUAUUUUGGAAAGGUUCAUCUCUUAUUAUAUUCACCAAUUAAACUCAUAUGGAUAAACCAUUUGGAUGAGUUUCAUUUUAGGCUACAAUUUUAAAACUCAUCUGGAUGGAUCAUUUGGAUGAUGCUCAUUUUAACACUAAACGAACAUCAAUUCUCAUCUUUAUCCAUCUGGAUGGACAAACGAACAACCCUCUCUUAAAUUUUCAAGGAAGACUUAAAUAUGUACGUAAUUUAUGUGUAAUUGUAUUACUGGAUUGUGUUUACUUCACAUUUAUCUGUAUGUAUUAUUAUUCCACAUAGGUCGGAUCUGAUUAGCUAGUUUAGUUGUUUUUUGGAUUGGCAAAUCUUUUUUUCAAUAAACGAGGCUAGUAUUUUAUCUGAUCUAUUUCAAUUCUAUCACUAGAAAUUAUUUGAUAUGUUCAAAUUUAAAUAACGUGAUAGAUUCACUUUCUCAUAUGCAACGCUCUAAGGGUAGCAGACGGACUAGUUGAUCUUAUACAUGGCUGUAAGUGUACUAAUGAGUUUCAGAGCUUGAAGCGGUUGUGAUUCCUUUUGUUCUUUGUUUUCCAUAGCUCACAUAUCACCGAUUGGCAUAUGCCACAUCAUAACCCAUUAAUUUCAUAACAAUGAAGAAGACAUUGGACAAUUGCAGUACAUAAUUAUGUGUCUAUGUGGACUUUUGAUCACUUCGUGCAAGAUUGUAUGUCCUUAUAUUUUGAGUCUGGGGCACAUGUGUGAUGCCGAAUGUGCUGAAACGAUCAUUGCAUCUUUAAAAUUCCUUCAUAUAUAUGCACAUACCAUUAUUUGAAAUCAUCUUCACCAAUUCAAACAAUUUGCCAAAAAAAUUAUGUGUAGUUGUUGGAAAGUUAUCAUCCAUUCUAUUUCCCAAAUGUGAGCUUCAAAUUCUGAAUGCAAAUGUGUGAGGGUAGAUCAUGUAUUCCUUGCCCCCUUCAAAACCUCAAAACCUUCGAGCAUGAUGUACCAUCCUUGUCAUGAAAACUGUCCAUUUUCUUUCCAUGACCCAUCCGUACACCAUUUUUUUAUUCUAGAUUUUUGUACUCGUGUUUCCUCCUCCACAUGUCAUAUGAUUGUAUUUUUCUGUGGAAUGCCCCUAUAUGUUCUUUAUUCCAUAAUGUUGAUUUUGUCUGUACUAAUUACAUUGUGUCUCAGGGAUUUAUGUCGACGUUGUUAUCUAGUUUAAAUUUAUACCCUCCCAAAUAUAUCAUAAAUUCAUGCAAAAUGUUGAUCAUCCAAGUGUGAUGAAAUUCUCCAAAAUAGUCAUAUUAGUGAAAGAACGAAAGUGAAUGAAAUCUGUCCGAAUUUGUUGGAAUUUUUGACAAAGCCCAUACUUGUCGCUGAUGGACAUCUGAAAAGGACAUGAUUAGUUUUUUCCUCAUCUACUCCACAUCGUGCACACUGUGUGUUGCCACUUAUCUUCUCGACUUUAAGGUUUUUAUUCAUUGCUAAAAAUCUGAGGUGAUUUGCCAUAAGAAAUAUUUGAAUUUUAGUAUACAUCUAAUAUUACAAAAGAAGGUAUGUAAAGAUUUGACAACUGGACGAUAAAACAUAUCAUUUUUAAACUGAUCUGGUACAUAUGCUCAAUGUGAUAAUAAGACUUGACCGUAUACUUUCUUGAUUUUAUGAAAUACUAUCCAUCUUCAUAUGAUGUAAGGAAUUUGUAUAGUGAUAUAUUCUUGAUGAUUUUCACAUCCGAAGGCUCAACCAAAGCUUGGAUCACUAGAGUUUUGCCUUACAUUCUUGCUGGGUCAAUGAGCUGAUUACGUAAGAGUAGAAUAAAAGAUGUUUGAUUGUUUUUUUUACUGGUCUCCGACGAUUGGAUGGGAUCCAGAGUUAUUCCAUACUGAAAUAGGUGAUCUUCUUUUCACCCUUUGAUUAGUCAUUUGUUAACCAGAAACUAGCUGAUAUAAUAUUACGCAAUUGUAUGAUGACGAGUAUAAUCUUAUUGGUUCUAUACAUUUCUUUGAAAACUCGAGCAAAUAAUGGAUUGAUUUCUCAAAUAAUCUCCAAAACUAUUUUCCUAGUAUAAGUGUACUAAAAUCCGUCAAAGCUAUGAAACCUAGUCUUCACUCUUCUUUAGUUUUACAUAGCUUAUCCAAAGAACAAAAUGCAUACCUUUUCCAUUUCUCUUUGAGCUCCACCAGAAUUGAGAUACUAUGUUUGUUAAUUUUGUCAUCACUUCGAAAGCCAAAAACAAGACAUAUGAUUCGGUAACGCCAUUGCAACUGAUUUGAUAAAUACCUAUUUACCUCCUUUUGUUAGGAAAUUAACCAUUCAUCCAUUUACUUGACCAAGAAGUCUAUCCUUUAAAAAACCAAAAAAUUGCGUUCUUGAACCCCCAAUUUUUUUUGGGAUCCCUAGUUAUCUACCAAUUUCUCCUACUGUUCGACUCUCUACUAUGUCAUGCAUUUCUUUAUGAGUAGACCCAUGAAUCAUGUGCCAGAAUGGUAGAGCAGAUUUGGUAAAAUUAGUUUAUUGAUCAGACACCGAUUCAUACUUCUUUAUUUUUUCUUAGAAUAGUCUCACAUUCCUAUUUAUUUGCUUUGCAGAAAAAGGAUGUCCUAUGCAAAUAGUAGAUGACAUAUCGUGGGGCACACUCUUGCCACCUUAAAACUUGUUAAUAUUUUUUGCUCUUUCUGCUUUCCAUAUAUUUGAGAUCAUUAUUUAUAUACAUAAUAAAAUUUUAGAAAGAUGAGGGAUAUGCUUGUCUUAUUCCGCUAUGUGGGUUGGUGUUUCCUUAAAUUUGCCAACGUGUUCGUUCUAUCAUCCACAAAAUCUAUUGCAGUGCAAACUCCAUCGUCUCAAACAAUAUCUGAAUGAACGCUCUUUCAAUCAUAUCAUAAGCAUUACCCAUGUCUGUUUUUACUGUCAUAUAUUAAUUCUGAGAUGAAUUAUUUUUCUUUAGCCCUAGCACAUUUAAUGUGCUAUCAAUAUACUAUCUGAAAUCAACCGUCCUGCCAAAAAUGAUGAUUGGGUUCCCGAUAUUAACAUCAGUAGACAGUGCUUAAGUAUUCGGCACAUAACAUUUCAAAUAUUCUUGUAUCACACAUUAAAAAGACUAAUCGGUCUUAAUUUUGUCAUCUUAGUUGGUCACUUCGUUUUAGGGAUCAAUCAAAUAUAUUUUUUGUGUUCAACCUAGCUAGCUUCUAUCUUUUAUAUCUGCAUGAAUGUAUUUACAAUUCAAUAGAGUAUGCCUUUAUGUGCCAAAAAUGUUGAAAAAUAAAGCUGUCAUCCCAAUGCUUUUUCUGUGUGCAUCAUGAAUAAUGUCCUUUGAAUUUCUUCAUGUUUCACUGCCGCUGUAAGUUGACAAUUCAUUUGAUCGAUUUAGUUGAUAGUAUUUCAUGUAAGCAAGCCUCAAAAAUUUUAGGAUUAGAAAGGUGAAUAAAUCUUUAAUGUAGCUGAAUCAUAAAUUAAACAUGAAUAUUACUAACCUCACAAUCAUAAACAAUUAAAUUAUAAAUUUUAUCCAAUAUCCACAAUAUUGACAAAUACAUGUGAAUUAACAAGAAAAUUGUAAAAAUUCCUUUUAAACUUGGAGAAAUGCAAUUUUAUUGAAAUUAAACGAACAAAGGUUCUUGAGAAGUCUUAUCAUAGAAGACUUCUUGAGAAGUCGUUUAGGUUAUUUUACAAUUUUAAAUUUACACAAAAACAAAAAUAUACUUUAUAUUGUUUGGAAUUAAAACUUAUACAACUAAAAUAUAACAAAAUUAUAUAAUCAUGAUCAUAAUGAUUUUGAAUUUAUAUUUUAUUUGGUUUUGACACACACAACAAAAAAAUAUAUCAAAAAUUUAAUGAUAUCUUACUCUUUAGAGAGACAAAUAAACGAUGAAAAAAAAUACAAUUUUAAGCUAAAUAAUAAGAAGACAAUUACAUUAAGUUGAAUCUAUAGUUUUAUUCAAAAAAUAGAAAAACUUCAAAAUAUGUCCUCAUAUCUAAAAAAUUAAAUAUCCAAAACAUUAAAAUUGGUUCAAAACAGAAAAAAAAAUCAAAAUAGAACCUUUUUAUAUGUUUGAAUAAUAAACAAAACAAUCACAUGAGGUUGAAUCUAAGGUUUUUUCGAAUCUAACACAAAAACACACACAAAAUGUAUACCCAAAGUUUAUAUAUUUACCUUUUUAAGAGUGGAAAAUGAAAUCAUGUAAUGAAAAACCUGUAAAAACAAGAUAAAGUGGUGAGAAAAACAUGAGAUAAAGAUUAGAAACUGAUCUAAGUUUGGUGUCUUCAAAUUCAAAUAAAUUAGAGAGGGGUUAGACAAUUUUAGAGUGGGAAAGAGAGAGAAUGUAUAAAUUUUAUUUAUAUAAAAAACAAAAUUUCAAUUAAGUUAAAAAGUCCGAAGUAGAAAACUUCUCACGAAGUCUACUAGUGUAUUACAAUUUAUUAGGCUUCUCAAGAAGUUUGCUAUUGCAUUACAGUUUAUAGACUUUCAGAAGUCUCCUAACCAUAAAUUUAUGUAACGUUCUAAAGGUUUUCUAAAGAAGUUUGCUAGUACAUAACUUCUUGGUAAGAAGUCUUCUACCCAUAAACUCUAAAUCAGAUAUUUUAAGUAGAUAACAAUACACACUUUUUUUUUAACACAUAACAAUACACACUUCUUAAACACAAAAUCUACUUAUAAAUUUUUUAAUAUAUACAAUACUAAACACUUAUAUGUCAAAUUUUAGUUUAAGAUUCAGUUCAAAAAAAAUAUUUAGGAUUCUAAAAUUUAAUCCUAAGAAUACAGACAUUGCUUGAACAUAUGCUAUCAAACUCUUACUAAUGUACAAUCGUUACAUACAAUAUAUAUUCACUCAUCUAUGUGGGAAAAAAAUUAAUUUUGUUAAAUUUAAAUUUAUAUGAUUUAGAAUACUUAUAUUUACAUGGUCUCAAUUUAUUCUCCAUCGAAAUAUUUUUCUUAAUUUUAUAAAUCUAAUCUAUUAAUUUAGGGUCCUACUUUAUAUCUAGCAUACAAAAGUUUAUGCUAGACAAUUAAUUAGAAAUUUAACUAAAUCUCUUAAAUUUCCUCAUAUAUGAUAUUUUCUUAACAAGAAAAAUAAACAAUAUACAUCUAAAGAAUAACAUUCCUAAGAAAAGCUAAAUAUAUAUCCAUUGUGCUAUUAUUUUUUCUUGUUUAUCAUAUUUAAUCUAGACCAAUUUUUAUAUAUAUUUCAGUAGUUAAUUUUAAAAUUAAUAGUAUAUCCCAAUUAUUUUUGAAAUUAUCAUAUUAAAUUUUUUACAAAAAAAAAUUAAUAAUAUUUAUUGGUUUAUUUCUGUAGUAAAAAUAAAAACACCAAAAUGAAAUAUAAUAUAUUAAAUAAAAUAUUAUUUAAAACUAUAAUAUUAAAACAUUUAUUUUGGUCACAUACAAACAUUUCAAGAAUAAAAAACUUUUAUACAAAACAUAAUAAAUUUUGUAAUAAUUUAAAUUAAACUAAAGUUUAAAAUUAAACUAAUAAUAUGACAUUGCAUUUUUAAAUAAAAAAAAAAAAAAGUAAUUAAUA
Molecule: messenger RNA, 8343 nt
Organism: Brassica rapa (field mustard)
Lineage: Eukaryota; Viridiplantae; Streptophyta; Magnoliopsida; Brassicales; Brassicaceae
Product: transcription factor bHLH36-like
Biological process (GO): regulation of transcription by RNA polymerase II
Cellular component (GO): RNA polymerase II transcription regulator complex
Molecular function (GO): protein dimerization activity; RNA polymerase II transcription regulatory region sequence-specific DNA binding; DNA-binding transcription factor activity, RNA polymerase II-specific
Source: RefSeq, a predicted model, not a curated record